Molecule: messenger RNA, 2136 nt
Organism: Coffea eugenioides
Lineage: Eukaryota; Viridiplantae; Streptophyta; Magnoliopsida; Gentianales; Rubiaceae
Product: vacuolar fusion protein CCZ1 homolog B-like
Exons: 10
Coding region: 268-1812 (514 amino acids)
Biological process (GO): vesicle-mediated transport
Cellular component (GO): intracellular membrane-bounded organelle; Mon1-Ccz1 complex
Source: RefSeq, a predicted model, not a curated record
AUUUUUCUGUCGGCCUAAGCCCAAUCCAAUGGAUCCAACUAACUUUCUCCGCUAAAUUGGAUGAAAUUGGCUUUUGUUCUGUCGUCCACCUCCACCGUCUUCCACCAUUGACCGCCCUCUCUCGGCGUCCUCCUCCACCACUACCCACCGCGUCUCUCUCAAGGGAGCAUCCUCCUUUAAACCUCAACUCCGUUCAGCUCUGUCCGGCGCCAGAACGGAGGUGAUUUAAUUGAAGUUGGAUUAAUUGCUACGCAAGGUAAAAAAUAAAUGGGAAUGUCGUCUGCGAGCACUGCUGGUGAUACAUUGAAAUUAUGCGUCUUUGACUUAAGAAGGGGACAAACUGAAGGGCAGGAACUUGAUAAGAUCUUGUUUUUCUAUCCUGCUGAUUUGGCCUUUUCGACUCAACUUUCUGUCAUAGGCCUCAGUGAAGGACUGAUCACAUUCACAAGGAUAUUCUCUCCGGAGGCUGCUUGUGAGGUCAUUGAAGCAGAGAUGCACUCUCAUGUUUUUUAUGAGGCUGAACCAGAUAUCUGGAUGGUUAUGGUAGUGGAGAAAAGUAAAGAAUUAGAAGCUAUAUGGCGAAUUGAUGCAUUACGAGCAGUCCUUAAGGAAGUGCACUCUCUUUUUGUGAUGUUUCACGGAUCUAUAAGAGCCCUGCUUGAUAAAGAACCUGCUGGGGGACUUAUUCGAACUCAUCUGUAUUACUUCAUCAUGGACUAUUUGAGUGAUUUUCUUGCUGUAAAGAAACUUCAGUUGCCGAACUUCCGUGAAUCUCUAGCAGAGCGUGGAACUGUACAGAUGUUGACCGUAGGACGAGAGGCUGCACUCGAAGUUCAGUCACUUGUCAAGGCAUUAGAAUCAAGUGCAGGAAGUAUGCAGUGUCACUCAUUGAUCAUGUACCAGGACUUGUUAGUAUCCUCUACUCUUUCUCCGGAUGACACUGUAAAUCUAUUUACAUAUGCUGUCCUAAGGCUCUCGCCACGUGCUUUAUCUUCUGGAGUAAGUUCCUGGUCCUAUCUGAGAAAAGGAAAUAUUGCUCCUGGUGUUUCUUCUGGGCCCAUGUUAUCAAACUCUGGUUCUGCACUGGAUCAUUCUAAUGUUUCAUCUGAAACUUCACAUGUGGGGAAUCGCCAGUAUAAUGCACUGAGGCCCUUAAAGCAUGAUAAGUGGUCCAGGGGCAAGGAUGGUUUUCUUGUUGCUGAUGUUUGGGGUGCUGAAGUUGAUAGCUCUGCUUGUAGCAGCCCAACCAUAUGGCUUCAUCAAACAACGGAGAGGAUGUAUCUCUGUGCUUACCAGUAUAGGAGCCUCACCUUAAUAUUUCUCAUUCCUGUCACGUCUAUAGUUAGCGAGGAGCUAGGAAUAUCUUUGAUGAAGCAGCAAAUCAUUGAGAAUGCGUCACUUAAGAUCAUCAAAGUUGAAGAGAAAUUAUCAAGAGGAUGGGGUGGCGAGAAUGCGUACCAUGUGAGUGGGUACCGAUACUUGCUAGUUGAUGGUAACAGAUGCAUAUCCAGAGCUACUCCACCUGGAAAAGUAACAACCCUGGCAAAGGAAUCAUUAGUUGCUUUGAGUAAGGUUCGAGAAGAGGUUGACUUAGAAAAGAGCAGGUUGAAAUGCGAUGGUGCAGGUCGUGAGAAAGAUAUGGAAGUAUGCAUCAGGGCAAAAAAUAAUGCCUGGGUGAUUGCUAAACUUACAAGAGGGAAGGAGCUUUAUAUGGUCCUUGAAAAAGUCAGUGAGACAAUUCUGUGUGCCACAGAUGCUGUUGAGAAGUUCAGUGACAGCAGGUACUGCAAUGGAGUUUUUUCUUUGGAUUAGGGCGAUGCAUUUGCUAGACCAAGAUCAUACUUUUGUCCAAAGGUUCGCCCAGCUCUAUUUCUGUUGUAUCAGAAGAUUUCUUCUGCAGUAGACUUUUGUAGAAAGGCUUAUAGAUAUAUGUAUUAGUUUUGUCAUUCAUGUGGUUAUAUGUACAUAGUGUUUUCCUCUUUUGCCUGAUGGCUGCAGUUCUGCGUAUUCCCGCAGCAGCUAUGUUCCAUUGUCUACAGAUCAUUUUUUGGUUAUUAGAUGUAAAAGGACUUUGAAUUGCUGUAUGAUGCUAUUUUCUGCAAAGGAAAAACGUGUUAUUUGAUUUCACCAUCCAAA